CCCCAUCAAACAUCACUUGUUGGAAACCACCCUUUGGACAACUCCAAAAUGAAGAUAAUCUUUUUCACGCUACUGGCUGCACUGGUCGUGUUGGCCGUUGUCGCAGACACCCCGGAUGAUGAAAACGAUUCGGAGGUCAUUCCCCACCGUUAUCACCCCCGUCAUAAUCCCCACCAUCCACGCUUCCACCCUCGCCGUCCGUGGCGACCAGCACCAGCACCGGUUAACUUGACGGCGAUAAUCGAAGAAGUCUGGAGGGUGAUCCGUGCCGAUAUCGGCCGCAUUGCAGCAAACGGAACAGCUUCUGCCAACCCUGGUGCAGCUAACUCUUCGUCUUCUUCGUCCGCUAAUGCUACCAGCAGCAAUGGAGGCAGUCGUUAAAGUUUAUUUGUCUGUUCUCUUCGACGAUGACUUUUGGCUGAAUUAUAAUUAAAUACAAGCAUGAAAUGAAA
Messenger RNA from Wyeomyia smithii (pitcher-plant mosquito), 452 nucleotides. RefSeq lists its product as uncharacterized. The record is from RefSeq and is a predicted model, not a curated record. The transcript has a single exon. NCBI's taxonomy places the organism in Eukaryota, Metazoa, Arthropoda, Insecta, Diptera, Culicidae. The coding region runs from base 49 to 381 and encodes 110 amino acids.